Molecule: messenger RNA, 1677 nt
Organism: Ustilaginoidea virens
Lineage: Eukaryota; Fungi; Ascomycota; Sordariomycetes; Hypocreales; Clavicipitaceae
Exons: 3
Coding region: 1-1677 (558 amino acids)
Biological process (GO): carbohydrate transport; transmembrane transport
Cellular component (GO): membrane
Molecular function (GO): carbohydrate:proton symporter activity
Source: RefSeq, a predicted model, not a curated record
AUGGCUGGCGGCGUCAAGAAGCCCGUCAACAUUUUCCGUCUCAAGGACCUCGGCGAGCCCCAGGGCGUCUUCAACUGGCGUCUGUGGUUCGCCGUCGUGUCGUUUGGCCUCUUGGGUGCUGCUCGCGGCAUCGACGAGGGUCUCAUUUCGGGCGCCUUCAAUUCCCCCGACUUUCAGGCGACGAUCCGCUACAAGUCCUACUCCACCGUGGAACAGGCCAACCUCAAGGCCAACGUGUCCGCCAUGGUUCAGAUCGGCUCCGUGGCCGGUGCUCUGCUAGCCUUCUUCGUGUGCGACCGCAUCGGCCGCAUCAUGGCCACGCGGUUCCUCUGCCUUCUCUGGCUUCUCGGAAUCGCCAUCUUCAUGGUGGGCGGUGUCAAUGGCAACAUCGGCGCCAUUUAUGCAGGCAGGUUCAUUGCAGGUCUUGGCGUGGGGCAGACCCCUGUCGUGGGCCCUGUCUACAUCGCCGAAGUCGCCCCGGCCUCCAUCCGCGGUCUCUGCACCUGCUUCUUCACUGGGGCCGUCUACAUCGGCAUCGUCUUGGCCUACUUCACAAACUAUGGCGCCAGAAUCCACAUCAGCAACAGCAGCCACAACCAGUGGCUCAUCCCCACCAGCUUGCACAUCAUCAUGGCCGGCAUCAUCUUCCUCCUCACCUUUGCCCAGGUCGAAUCCCCCCGCUUCCUCGUCAAGCAGGCCAAGAGUCAGGAAGCCACCCAAGUCAUGGCUCGUUUGCGCCAGCAGCCUGCCGACAGCGAGUACGUUGUUCGCGAAAUCUCCUACAUCCAGGCGGCCCUGGACCAUGAGCUCGAAGCCACCAAGGGGGUCGGCUGGGCUGGCAAGUUGAAGGAAAUGUUCCUGGUCAAGAGCAACCUCUACCGCGUCUACCUGGCCACCAUGGUCCAGCUCCUUUCCCAAUGGUCCGGUGCCGGGUCCAUCACGCUCUACGCCCCCGACCUGUUCAAGAUCCUGGGCAUCACUGGCACCCAGGAGGGUCUUCUCGUCACGGCCGUUUUCGGCAUCGUGAAGCUGGUGGCGGCCCUGGUUUGCGCCCUGUUCCUCGUCGACGUCGUAGGCCGGAAGCGCGCCCUUCUCACCGGCAUCACGCUGCAGGCCGUCGCCAUGAUUUACGUCGCUGGCUUCCUCACGGCCGUCCCCGAGCUCGGGACCGUCAAGAACUACGCCCUGCCGCAGACCAAGAUCCCUGCCAGCCGCGGCGCCAUUGCCAUGAUUUACAUUUCGGGCUGCGGCUGGGCCCUGGGCUGGAACUCGAUGCAGUACCUUCUCACCGCCGAGCUGUUCCCCCUCCGGAUCCGAGCCCUCGCCACGUCGUGGGCCAUGACUCUUCACUUUGCGAACCAGUACGGCAACACCCGAGCUGUUCCCAACAUGCUUCUUCCCGCGUCCGAGGGCGGCAUCUCGCCCAAGGGUACCUUUUGGUGUUUUGCUGCCGUCACUAUUCUCGGCGGCAUCUGGGUGUGGUUGUCAGUUCCCGAGACCAGCGGACGGAGCCUGGAAAGCAUGGACCGCCUUUUCGAUCUUCCGUGGUACAAGAUUGGUUUGUACGGCAACAGAGAUGCCGACAAGCAGGAUGUGGCGUACGACGAGAAGCAGCGUGCCGCGGAGGAGACGCACGGCAUGGGCCAGCAUGUCGAAGAGAAGAGGGAAACAGCGUAG